AUGCAGAAUGUAAGUCCUAAGCUAAAGCUCUUCCUCUGGAAGAUCGCAAACCAAGCGAUACCGGUGGGAGAAAGGCUGCUGAUCAGACAUGUCCCGGUAGAUCCUUUAUGCAAAAGAUGUGGUGAAGUCGAAACCAUUUCUCACCUCUUCUUUCAGUGUUCGUUCUCCCAACAAGUGUGGAGAUCAUCUCCAUUCUUGUGCAAUACGGAAACAGAGUUAUGGGACGACUACAAACAAGCUUGGGAGAUAAUAAAAAAGAUGAUAUGCCUCCCACCGACUGGUAUAGCGUUGGGACCCUUGGCCCCUUGGAUAUGCAGGAACAAGCUAGUCUUCAACGACAAGAUUGUCACAACAGAAGAAGCUCUUACCUCAGCCAUCAUAAUGGAAAGAGAAUGGACUAAUGCUCAACAAACCUCACCCCCUCCAACUAGAAGAAAGCCUUUACGUAGUCGUAGACCUGAGCCCGACACCAUCAUUUGCCAAUCCGAUGUUGCGUGGAACGCGGAAACAAAAACAGCUGGUUUGGGAUGGACCAUAAAACAGCAAGGAGCCGGACUGUUGGAGCAGAGUAAAAUAGAGACACACAUGCUCCCACCUCAUGGCUGA
This is a messenger RNA of Arabis nemorensis, 606 nucleotides long. The record is from the annotation of a GenBank genome assembly. NCBI's taxonomy places the organism in Eukaryota, Viridiplantae, Streptophyta, Magnoliopsida, Brassicales, Brassicaceae.